Messenger RNA from Phytomonas sp. Hart1, 978 nucleotides. Lineage: Eukaryota; Euglenozoa; Kinetoplastea; Trypanosomatida; Trypanosomatidae. The record is from the annotation of a GenBank genome assembly.
AUGGCGCUCUACCAAGAUACCGACAAAGAUGCCCUUUUGAACGACUUUAAGCGCGAGGGGGUCAUCCAGUGCGCCCUUCGAGGGCUGCGGACGCCGCCAGCGGAGUCUCUGAUCGAUCCGACGGUGGAGCCGAUUCAGUCCGAGGCCGCGAUUGAUCAGAUGCGCGAACAGCAGCGGCAUAUUCGAGAUCUUCUCACCGAACGCGAGGCCUUCGCGCACGGCGAAAGGCUUUUUCAACUUCUCACGCAGAAAGCCAACCUCUCCCUUCACGUGGAUGAUGAGAGUGGAUUGCUCACGCUCAUGCCAAUUGUGGAUCUACAGCCUGGGGAUGAGUUGCUUUUGCACUACGGUCGGGAGUGGUGGACGCAUCGGCUGCUUUCGACGCUUUUUUUAGCGGCGAAGGAUCGCGAAAUGCGCGGCAUCCGCUGGAUUGAGCUGCUGUGCAGGAGUGAGGACGAAACCGACGUUUUUGAACCCUUUCCGAGGCUCCUUCCCGUGCGCAAAAGAAGUAAAAAAGGUGUAAAGGAUCAUUCUCAUGGGCAAACUAUGACGACCGAUUCUUCUGGGAAGAUGUCAGAGGAGGGUAUUUCUUCUUCUUCGACGGAGACACUUCAGAAUAAAAAAGUUCGGAAUUCGUCAUCUGAAAGGGGUACAUACAUACUUUAUAAUGAAGGAACUAAGAAAGAAGCAACCGACGCGACAGUGCUGAUCUUUGCCAUCCGCCUGAGCUGUCAGGAUCCUGACUUUUUACGGCUUCUUCUGGAGGGUGACGGCGAGGAUGGAAAUAAGUUUUCCUCCUUCCCACCCGUGUUUUGCCAGGAAAGCUGUGAUGUUGAGGUGCCUAUUGCGGAAAUACGGCGGGCGCUGCUGCGGAUGCUACGGCGCUCCUCUCAUGAUAUGAAACAUGGAGAGGAUGCAAUUCCAGGGGUGUUGAAAAGUGCCGCGGAGGAGGAAGAGGGUGAGAGGUUUCACGUGUAA